Molecule: messenger RNA, 276 nt
Organism: Cladophialophora psammophila CBS 110553
Lineage: Eukaryota; Fungi; Ascomycota; Eurotiomycetes; Chaetothyriales; Herpotrichiellaceae
Exons: 2
Coding region: 1-276 (91 amino acids)
Source: RefSeq, a predicted model, not a curated record
AUGACGCUUGAACUCGCUAUCAACCCUUGCACCGGUUUCUUUGCUCUCAUUCUUACAUUGCAAGUUCUGCACGCUAUGGCUAUGCCGUUCAAUCUUGCCAACGUGAGCGGCGUCCGCUCGAACAGCUGUGUUUGGGAAUUCAGUCCGACCAUUUGUGGUGAGGAUGUGGGUUACCAAGAGCUUGCUUAUCCAGAAAACACUGUGUGCAUGCCUCUCACAGUUGGGAUGAAGAACGUCUGGACAAACGAAUGUUCAAGCUGGUUCGGUGAGUCUUAG